Messenger RNA from Erinaceus europaeus (western European hedgehog), 2884 nucleotides. It is a transcript of the gene AKAP17A, whose product is annotated as A-kinase anchoring protein 17A. The coding region runs from base 137 to 2092 and encodes 651 amino acids. The transcript has 6 exons. Lineage: Eukaryota; Metazoa; Chordata; Mammalia; Eulipotyphla; Erinaceidae. Gene Ontology annotation, cellular component: nuclear speck; cytosol. The record is from RefSeq and is a predicted model, not a curated record. Gene Ontology annotation, molecular function: RNA binding; protein kinase A binding. Gene Ontology annotation, biological process: regulation of RNA splicing.
CCCCGCCCUCCGGGAGUCGGUGGGGCGAACGCCGCGGCGCCCGAGGCGGAAGUGCGUCACAAACGGCGUGACGUCAAGCCCCCCAGGCGGUGGGCGUCGGGGAACGGAGCGGCCGGGAGCCCCGCCGCCCGGGGCCAUGGCGGCGGCCACCAUCGUGCACGACACGUCGGAGGCGGUGGAGCUGUGCGCGGCGCACGGGCUGUACCUGAAGCCGGUGGCGCGGAUGAGCAUCAGCGUGGCGCUGCCGCCGCUCAAGCCGCCGGGCAAGGCCAUCUCCAACUGGGAGGUGAUGGAGCGCCUCAAGGCCAUGGUGGCGCAGCCGCCCUUCUCGGCGCUGCGCAUCGCCAAGUCCACCAUGGACUUCAUCCGCUUCGAGGGCGAGCUGGAGCACCGCGGCCUGGUGCGCGCCGCGCUGGCGCGGCUGGACGGCAAGACCAUCAAGCUGAGCGGCUGGGCCGACAGCCUGCGCGUGCGCGCCGCCGAGUUCAAGCUGGACUUCCCGUCGCGCCACGACUGGGACUCGUUCUUCCGCGACGCGCGCGACAUGGACGAGGCGCUGCCCGGCGAGCGGCCCGACACCAUCCACCUGGAGGGGCUGCCCUGCCGCUGGUUCGCGCCCCGCGACGCGCCCGCGCCCGAGCGGCCCAGCGAGCAGGUGCUGGCGCGCGUCUUCCAGAAGUUCGGCGCCAUCCGCCACGUGGACAUCCCCAUGCUCGACCCGUACCGCGAGGAGAUGACGGGCCGCAACUUCCACACCUUCAGCUUCGGCGGCCACCUCAACUUCGAGGCCUACGUGCAGUACCGCGAGUACGCCGGCUUCAUCCAGGCCAUGAGCGCGCUGCGCGGCAUGAAGCUCAUGUUCAAGGGCGACGACGGCAAGGCCGUGGCCUGCAACAUCAAGGUGUCGUUCGACUCCACGAAGCACCUGAGCGACGCCUCCAUCCGCAAGCGGCAGCUGGAGCGGCAGAAGCUGCAGGAGCUCGAGCGGCAGCGCGAGGAGCAGAAACGGCGCGAGAAGGAGGCGGAGGAGCGGCAGCGGGCAGAGGAGAGGAAGCAGCGGGAGCAGGAGGAGCAGGAGCGCCUGCGGCGGCGGGGCGAGCGGCGGCGGCGGCGGGAGGCGCGGGCCCGGGCGCGGGCGCAGCGGCGCAGCCUGAGGCGGCAGGAGAAGGCGCAGGCGCAGGAGCAGCGGCGGCUGCAGGAGGAGGUGCGGCUGGAGGAGCGGAAGCUGCUGCUGGCCCAGCGCAACCUGCACUCGCUGCGCCUGGUGGCCGAGCUGCUCAGCCGCGCCAAGGCGGCACGGCUGCGCGAGCAGGAGCGGCGGGAGCAGCGGCAGCGGCAGGAGCAGCGGCAGCGACGGCGGCAGCAGGAGUUGGAGCUGCGGCGCGUGGAGGAGGAGAAGCGGCGCGCGCUGGGGCUGCAGCGGCGGGAGCGGGAGCUGCGGGGCCGGCUGCUCAGCCUGCUGCUCAGCAAGCGCGCGCCCGACGCCAACGACCGCGCCCCGGACCCCGACCCGGCCGCCUGCGCCCCCGACGCCCCGGGCCUGGCGCGCGCGCAGCUGCUGCAGCCGGUGCUCGACAUCCUGCGGCAGACCGUGCGCGGCCGCCGGGGAGACCCCGGGGCGCAGGGGGGCCCCGGGGUGUUGGCCUGCAUCCCUGACAACACGCCCGCGGAGCCGCGCAGGGACAAGGACAGAGACAAGGACAGAGACAGAGACCCCGACGCGCGGGACAAGUGCAACCGCGAGCCCAGCGCCGAGCGCGACGGGGACCCUGACCGCCACCCCGGGGACCCGGGCCGCCCGCAGAAGCGCGCCGACGACCGUGACGACGGUGACCGCAGGGGCCGCCGGGAGCGCGCCAGCCCAGGCCCCCGCGCACGCGACCGCCGCUCCCACAGCGGGGACCCCGCGGACCGCGGGGAGACCCGGCGACACCGCCGCCAGCGCAGCCGGGAGCGCGGGGACAGGGACGAGGACGCGGGGGACGCAGACGCUCGCCGCAGAGGCCGCCACCGCCGGGGAGACCGCGGGGACGGGGACAGGGACAGGUCGCGCUCCACCUCCCGCGGCCACCGCGGCGCCUGGAACAGGUGAGGCCCCGCUGCCCGGCGGCCACCGGCGUCCCCGGGGGACUGGACGCCUUCGCCACAUGUCCCCGGUGACACUCUCCUUCACGUGUUGCUGGCACGCCACACACCGUCACCGAGUGUCUCCAGGAUGCCAACUGUCGCCCGGUGUCCCCGGAGUGCUGAGCGUCUCCAAGAGGCCACCAGCUGUCACCCCGUGUCCCCAAGAUGCGGCUCAGUGUCUCCGGGACGCCCAGUGUCUCCAGGACAUCAACUGUCUCCGGGGUGCUGAGCGUCUGCAAGAUGCCAUCCACUGUUACCCAGUGUCCCCAAGAUGUGACCCAGUAUCUCCAGGACAUCAGCUGUCCCCGGGGUGCUGAGCAUCUGCAAGAUGCCAUCAACUUGUCACCCAGUGUCCCCAAGAUGCGACCCAGUUGUCUCCGGACGCCCAGUGUCUCCGGGACAUCAGCUGUCCCCGGGGUGCUGAGCGUCUCCAAGAUGGCAUCAAUUGUCACCCAGAAUCCCCGAGAUGCAGCCGAGUGUCCCCAGGUGCCACUAGCUGUCGGCGUCCCCGAGAUGAGGCCGAGUGUCCGAGAGGCACCGCCCCCACCCCCGUCACCGCCCCCGACACGCACGACUCGCCCGAUCCGGGCCCCCCGUCCCGCAGAGCCGGCCUGGCGUGCUCCCCGCGUUUCUUUUUGUUUGCCUUCUCCCUGAGCGUUGUGCUAAGUUAUUUUCUGCAGACACACGGCCCCGCAGACUCGGACCCGGGCCCAUGACCCCGCCGUCUGCUUUGCCCCAAUAAACCCGUGUCCCCCAA